Suncus etruscus (white-toothed pygmy shrew) is the source of this 4737-nucleotide messenger RNA. RefSeq names its product cut like homeobox 1 (gene CUX1). Gene Ontology annotation, molecular function: DNA binding; DNA-binding transcription factor activity, RNA polymerase II-specific. NCBI's taxonomy places the organism in Eukaryota, Metazoa, Chordata, Mammalia, Eulipotyphla, Soricidae. The transcript has 24 exons. Gene Ontology annotation, cellular component: Golgi membrane. Bases 50 to 4705 code for a protein of 1551 amino acids. Gene Ontology annotation, biological process: regulation of DNA-templated transcription; intra-Golgi vesicle-mediated transport. The record is from RefSeq and is a predicted model, not a curated record.
UCCAGCCCCCUCUCGAUCAGCCGCUCACUCCGUCUCAAUAUGUCUCAAGAUGGCGGCCAAUGUGGGAUCGAUGUUCCAAUAUUGGAAGCGCUUUGAUUUACAGCAGCUGCAGAGGGAACUCGAUGCCACCGCAACAGUAUUGGCGAACCGACAGGAUGAGAGCGAGCAGUCUCGGAAGCGGCUCAUCGAGCAAAGCAGGGAGUUCAAGAAGAACACUCCAGAGGAUCUGCGCAAGCAGGUAGCGCCCCUUCUGAAGAGCUUCCAAGGGGAGAUCGAUGCACUGAGUAAAAGAAGCAAAGAGGCUGAGGCUGCCUUCUUGAACGUGUAUAAGAGACUGAUCGAUGUCCCAGACCCCGUGCCCGCCCUGGACCUCGGGCAACAGCUCCAGCUCAAGGUGCAGCGGCUACACGACAUUGAGACAGAGAACCAGAAGCUUCGGGAGACGCUGGAUGAGUACAACAAGGAGUUCGCAGAAGUGAAGAACCAAGAGGUUACGAUAAAAGCACUUAAGGAGAAAAUCCGAGAAUAUGAGCAGACUCUGAAGAACCAAGCUGAAACCAUCGCUCUUGAAAAAGAACAAAAGUUACAAAAUGAUUUCGCAGAGAAGGAGAGGAAGCUGCAGGAGACGCACAUAUCUACCACCUCGAAGCUGGAGGAAGCAGAGCAUAAAGUCCAAAGUCUGCAAACAGCCCUGGAAAAAACUCGAACUGAAUUAUUUGACCUGAAAACCAAAUAUGAUGAAGAAAUAACUGCCAAGGCUGACGAGAUGGAAAUGACCAUGACAGAUCUGGAAAGAGCCAACCAGAGGGCAGAGGUGGCACAGAGGGAGGCGGAGACGCUGAGGGAGCAGCUCUCCUUGGCCAACCACUCCCUACAACUGGCCUCACAGAUCCAGAAGGCACCGGACGUGGAGCAGGCUAUAGAGGUGCUGACCCGCUCCAGUCUGGAGGUGGAGCUGGCAGCCAAGGAGCGGGAGAUUGCGCAGCUGGUGGAAGACGUGCAGCGGCUCCAAGCUAGUCUGUCCAAGCUGCGGGAGAACUCGGCCAGCCAGAUCUCCCAGCUCGAGCAGCAGCUGAGCGCCAAGAACAGCACCCUGAAACAACUGGAAGAAAAACUGAAAGGCCAGGCCGACUACGAGGAGGUGAAGAAGGAGCUGAACAUCCUCAAAUCCAUGGAGUUCACCCCAGCCGAGGGCGCUGGGGCCCAGGACUCAUCCAAGCCCUUAGAGGUGCUGCUGCUGGAGAAGAACCGCUCGCUGCAGUCGGAGAACACCGCGCUUCGCAUCUCCAACAGUGACCUGAGCGGGUCAGCCAGGAGAAAAGGGAAAGACCAGCCCGAGAGUCUGCGUCCGGGACCCCUGCCGGCCUCCCCUCCUUCUCAGUUACCCCGCAGCCUGGGGGAACAGGCGUCCAGUACUAAUGGUACACACCAGUUCUCACCAGCGGGGUUAACGCAAGACUUUUUCAGCACAUCCCUGGCAAGCCCCAGCCUACCCCUGGCUUCUACGGGAAAAUUUGCACUAAAUUCUCUCCUCCAACGGCAGCUCAUGCAGUCCUUCUACUCCAAGGCCAUGCAGGAAGCAGGAAGCACAAGCGUGAUUUUUUCAACAGGUCCAUACAGCACAAACUCCAUAUCUUCCCAAAGCCCGUUACAGCAGAGCCCGGAUGUCAAUGGCCUGGCCCCGUCCCCCAGCCAGUCCGAGGGCGCUGGCAGCGUCUCCGAGGGUGAGGAGAUGGACACAGCCGAAAUUGCCCGGCAGGUGAAAGAGCAGCUUAUCAAACACAAUAUCGGACAGCGCAUUUUCGGACACUAUGUCUUGGGACUGUCUCAGGGCUCUGUGAGCGAGAUUCUGGCCCGGCCCAAGCCCUGGAAUAAGCUGACAGUGCGUGGCAAGGAGCCGUUCCACAAGAUGAAGCAGUUCUUGUCCGACGAGCAGAACAUUUUGGCACUUCGAAGCAUCCAGGGGCGGCAGAGAGAGAAUCCAGGCCAGAGCCUGAACAGACUAUUUCAGGAAGCACCGAAGCGAAGAAAUGGGUCUGAAGGAAACAUCACCACCCGGAUUCGUGCCUCCGACACUGGGUCUGAGGAAGCAAUCAAAUCCAUCCUGGAGCGAGCCAAGAGGGAGCUGCAGGUCCAGAAAACUGCCGAGCCAGCCCCGCCGUCCUCCUCGGCCACCAGCAGUGGCACCUCAGAUGACACUAUCCGCUCCAUUCUGCAGCAGGCCCGCCGUGAGAUGGAGGCCCAGCAGGCCGCCCUGGACCCCGCCUUAAAGCCGCCGCCCCUGGCCCAGAGCGACAUGGCCAUCCUGACCCCCAAGCUGCUGCCCGCCACGCCCCUGGCCGCCGUACCCAGCUACUCGCCCCUCGCCAUCUCCCUGAAGAAGCCACCUGAGGCCAGCACAGCCACCCUGCCCACCCCGCCAACCAUCAAAAAGGAGACCCAGGACACCACAUCGGGCCUGGACCCACAGGGAGCACCCGAGGCCGCCCCAGGGGUGCUGCGGCACGUAAAGAACGAAGUGGGCCGUGGUGGCGUGUGGAAGGACCACUGGUGGAGCAGUGCGCCCCCCGAGAGGAAGGGCCCUGCGCCUCCUGAUGAUGCCAAGGGCGACGAAGCAGGUGGCGGGAAGGAAAAGGGCAGCGGCCCAGCGCGGGCAGAGCGUGGCCCGCUUCAGGGACCCUCUUCAUCCGAGUACUGGAAGGAGUGGCCCAGCGCCGAGUCGCCCUACUCCCAGAGCUCGGAACUGAGCCUCACCGGCGCCAGUCGCAGCGACACACCCCAGAACAGCCCCCUGCCGUCCUCCCCCAUCGUGCCCCUGGCCAAGCCCACCAAGCCCGCCGUACCCCCGCUGACCCCCGAGCAGUACGAAGUAUACAUGUACCAGGAGGUGGACACCAUCGAGCUCACCCGGCAGGUGAAGGAGAAGCUGGCUAAGAACGGCAUCUGCCAGCGCAUCUUUGGGGAGAAGGUGCUGGGCCUAUCGCAGGGCAGCGUCAGUGACAUGCUGUCACGGCCCAAGCCGUGGAGCAAACUCACGCAGAAAGGCCGAGAGCCCUUCAUCCGGAUGCAGCUCUGGCUCAGUGGCGAGCUGGGCCAGGGUGUCCUGCCCGUGCAGGGGCAGCAGCAAGGGCCAGUCCUCCACUCCGUGACGUCACUCCAGGACCCUUUGCAUCAGGGCUGCAUGAGCUCAGAAAGCACUCCCAAGACCUCGGCCAGCUGCAGCCCCGCACCCGAGUCUCCCAUGAGCUCCAGCGAGUCCGUGAAGAGCUUGACGGAGCUGGUGCAGCAGCCCUGCCCGGCCAUUGACGCCGCCAAGGAUGGCAAAGCCCCUGAGCCCAGCGAGCCACCCGCCUCUGACUCGCAGCCCAGCACCCCGCUGCCCCUCUCCGGCCACUCUGCGCUCAGCAUCCAAGAGCUGGUGGCUGUGUCCCCUGAGCUUGACACCUAUGGAAUCACCAAGAGGGUCAAGGAAGUGCUGACGGACAACAACCUCGGUCAGCGUUUAUUCGGGGAGACCAUCCUGGGCCUCACCCAAGGUUCUGUGUCCGACCUCCUCGCCCGCCCGAAGCCCUGGCACAAGCUGAGUCUGAAGGGUCGGGAACCCUUUGUCCGCAUGCAACUCUGGCUGAAUGACCCCAACAAUGUGGAGAAGCUGAUGGACAUGAAGCGGAUGGAGAAGAAAGCCUACAUGAAGCGGCGGCACAGCUCCAUGAGUGACAGUCAGCCCUGUGAGGCGCCAGCCGUGGGCAUCGACUACAGCCAAGGCGCCAGCCCCCAGCCCCAGCACCAGCUCAAGAAGCCGCGCGUGGUGCUGGCCCCGGAGGAGAAGGAGGCACUGAAGCGGGCCUACCAGCAGAAGCCAUACCCGUCCCCCAAAACCAUCGAGGAGCUCGCCACGCAGCUCAACCUCAAGACCAGCACCGUCAUCAACUGGUUCCACAACUACAGGUCUCGGAUCCGCAGAGAACUGUUCAUCGAGGAGAUCCAGGCCGGGAGCCAGGGCCAGGCCGGGGCCAGCGACUCGCCGUCAUCCGCCCGGAGCGGCGGCCGGGCAGCACCCAGCUCGGAAGGCGACAGCUGCGACGGCGUGGAGGCCGCCGAGGGCCCGGGCGGCCCCGCGGACACCGACGAGCCGGGCGGCCCCGUGGCCGCCGCCAAGUCUCAGGGAGGAUCGGCCGAGGCGGCCGCGGGCCGGGACGAGCGCCAGGAGGCGGCCGACGGAGCCGGGGCCGACAAGGCCGAGCCGCCGCCGCUGCCACCUGCAGGGACCUCAGGGACGGCGGGUCCCGAGGCGGCUCAAGAGGAGGCCGGGCCGGGGGCACCGCAUCCCCAUCCACACCCGCACCCGCAUCCGCAGCCACCGCCCCCCGAGGCCGCCGCUGUCGACCCGCCGGUGCCAAACGCCGCCACCGCCGCCACCACCACCGGGGCGGACGCCGCUACCUCAGCCGCCGCCACCCAGGCCGCGGCCCGCAGCUCCGCGUCGCCCAGCACCAGCGCGCCCGGGCCUGCACCUGGGCCCGGGCCCACGCCCACGCGGCGGCCCAGCUCGCUGCAGAGCCUGUUCGGCCUCCCCGAGGCGGCGGGUGCCCGGGACUCGCGGGACAACCCCCUGAGGAAGAAGAAGGCCGCCAACUUGAACAGCAUAAUCCACCGCCUGGAGAAGGCCGCCAGCCGCGACGAGCCCAUCGAAUGGGAGUUCUGAGGGCAGGGCCGCGCCUUCCGUCCGUCCGUCCG